Molecule: messenger RNA, 1578 nt
Organism: Bipolaris victoriae FI3
Lineage: Eukaryota; Fungi; Ascomycota; Dothideomycetes; Pleosporales; Pleosporaceae
Exons: 1
Coding region: 1-1578 (525 amino acids)
Biological process (GO): secondary metabolite biosynthetic process
Molecular function (GO): acyltransferase activity, transferring groups other than amino-acyl groups
Source: RefSeq, a predicted model, not a curated record
AUGUCAGAAAACGAGAAAAAUCUGAACUUGUCCUUCCUCGACCGACAAUCACACAUUCGCAUAUAUGGCCGCUACUAUAUCGUAUUCCCUUUCCCUGACACAAAACACGCAGGUGAAGCCAUCGAUUCACUCCGCAUAGGCUUUAAAGAGGUAUUAAGGCGAUUCCCUUGCCUUGCUGGAACAAUCAACAUGCCGUUCAUCGCCAGUGAUUGUCUUCAGGUACUCUUUCCCGAUCCUAUCGAUCUAGAAGCAGAAGCGGCCCGUGUUUUCACUGUAAACUUAGAUGAGGCUAUCAACACCGAUUAUCACUACAACACGCUAGAGAGGACGUAUUUCUCAGCAGAGAACCUUCCUGCAGAGGUCUUUUGUCCUGCUUUGAUUAAAAACCAUCCUGGGCUGGACGAUGAUGACCCAUAUGCAGAACGAAUGAAUAGUCUGAAGAGGGGUCCACUCCCUGCUUUUGCUGCCCACGCAACAUUUAUACCUGGAGGCUUAGUCCUGAGUGUUUGGUUUCACCACGCUAUCACUGAUGGGGCUGGCAACGCGAGGAUCCUAGAGGUAUGGAGCGCGGCUGUGAAAUCUUUGAAUAUGUACACUCAAGAGACGAAACCUAGUAAGAUCAGCUCAAUGCUAAUCACAACGGACAAUAUUACAGAUGUCAAUCUUGCUAGGGGUGAUCUCGCUACCCUUGCACGACGGUUGAACGUUGAGGCUACUAAUCCACAGGCUGAAAGGGUACUGCAACAUUCAGCAAAUCCCAUCCACGAGCUACCAUACAAAGUCAUCACAAAGAUGUUUCGCUUCCCAAGUUCAGUCAUCACUCACCUCAGCAAAGCCAUGUCUCAGCACACAGAGAAACACAUAUCUCACUUCGCUUCUCUAGCAGGACUCGUCUGGGCCAACAUCAUCCAAGCCCGCCUCCCAGGAUUCAUCGCGGUCGGCAACACGAAAUCGACCUUAGCAGUCAUCAUCGACCUCCGAAAACACCUCCCUGGGCCCUUCUCAUCCUCUGACUACUUAGGAAACCUAGUAGCCUCCAAGAUGCCCACAUGGGAUCUUUUCCAAAGCGGCAAUAGCAUCACAUGUCAAAACAUGUCGGUAGAAACCGACUUCGAAGAGGACAUAGAGCACGCCAUGCUCCUCCCAACUAUAAGCGUCGCCCGCCUCCAAAUCAACAUCCAGAACCUCGCCUCUUUCAUUAAAGAUGUCGACGACGCUGUCCACAGCGUCGACGAAAAAUGGAUUGGCAGGAAAUUUAAUCAGAUCCUCGCGGACUCCACCCAAACCGACCAAUCCUGUCUCAAAUUCGGUAAUGGACCUGAUCUCUAUAUUACCAGCUGGCAGCACAUGGGCGCCGAUCGCGAGUGGUGUAUUCCUGGCACUUCAGAUGCCCAGCCCGCUGCUAUUCGGCGUGCGGCGUGGGUGAGCGAGGGAGGUAUCGUCGUGUUGCCUAGGAAGAGGGAUAUAGAGGGGAGGGAACCAGCGGCGUAUGAGGUUUUGGUCAGUCUUGCUGAGGAAGAUAUGAAGGGAUUUGAGGAUAGUCUCGCGGAGGGGAAGUGGUUGGAGGAUAGGCAGUAG